Molecule: messenger RNA, 2582 nt
Organism: Hypoxylon trugodes
Lineage: Eukaryota; Fungi; Ascomycota; Sordariomycetes; Xylariales; Hypoxylaceae
Product: 78 KDA glucose-regulated protein-like protein precursor
Exons: 4
Coding region: 256-2253 (665 amino acids)
Biological process (GO): protein refolding; cellular response to unfolded protein; endoplasmic reticulum unfolded protein response
Cellular component (GO): cytoplasm; endoplasmic reticulum lumen; endoplasmic reticulum chaperone complex
Molecular function (GO): ATP binding; misfolded protein binding; heat shock protein binding
Source: RefSeq, a predicted model, not a curated record
CAACUUCAUCUUUGAACUAUUUUCUUGUACCCAUAUAAGAAUUUCGCAGACACGCCAUUGUCCUGACAAAUUCUUCUCCUAAUUUUUUUCUCGCAUAGUCUUCGACGAAUUUCUCUUUUUUCAGUGCCGUACCCCGCCAACCGAGAGAGGUUACAGGGCAUUCUGGUGGCUUAAUCAUUUUAAUUCUAUCACUUUUUCUGUCAUUUUCCUCCAAAUCUGCGUCUACCCGGAUUGCGACAGAGCCAUCCCUUCACCAUGGCUCGUUCUCAGAGCUACUGGGCUAUCGCCUUUGGCAUGAUAGCCUGGAGCCUUCUUCUCUUUAGUCCUUUAGCAUUCGUCGGAACUGCGAGAGCGGACGACGUUGCCGACUAUGGCACUGUUAUCGGUAUUGAUUUAGGAACCACAUACUCUUGCGUUGGUGUGAUGCAACAAGGAAAGGUUGAAAUUCUCGUCAACGAUCAGGGAAACCGAAUCACCCCAUCAUACGUAGCCUUCACCGAGGAAGAACGAUUAGUAGGAGACGCCGCUAAACAACAAGCGGCCUCCAACCCCACAAACACUGUCUACGACGUCAAACGAUUCAUUGGUCGAAAGUGGGGCGAGAAAGAAGUCCAAAACGAUAUCAAGCAUUUCCCCUACAAGGUCAUCCAACAAGAUGGCAAGCCCGUCGUCCAAGUCGAAUUCCAGGGUGCCACCAAGAAGUUCACCCCCGAAGAAAUCUCAGCCGUUAUCCUAGGUAAAAUGAAGGAGGUUGCCGAGUCCUACUUGGGCAAGAAGGUUACCCACGCCGUCGUCACUGUCCCCGCCUACUUCAAUGACAACCAGAGACAAGCUACUAAGGACGCCGGUGUAAUUGCUGGCCUUAAUGUGCUCCGAAUUGUCAACGAGCCUACUGCGGCUGCUAUUGCCUAUGGUCUAGACAAGUCUGGCGGUGAGCGUCACAUCAUUGUCUACGAUCUUGGUGGUGGUACUUUCGAUGUCUCCCUUCUCUCUAUCGAGGACGGCGUUUUCGAAGUCUUGGCUACUGCUGGUGAUACCCAUCUCGGUGGUGAGGAUUUCGAUCAGCGAAUCAUCAACCACUUGGCCAAGGCCUACAACAAGAAGAACUCGGUCGACAUCACCAAGGAUCUUAAGGCUAUGGGUAAAUUGAAGCGUGAAGCCGAAAAGGCGAAGCGAACCCUAUCGUCGCAGAUGUCCACUCGUAUCGAAAUCGAAGCUUUCUUCGAGGGCAAGGAUUUCUCCGAGACUCUUACCCGGGCCAAGUUCGAAGAGCUCAACAUCGACCUUUUUAAGCGAACUCUCAAGCCCGUUAAGCAGGUCCUAGAUGACGCUAAGGUCAAGAAGGACGAAAUUGACGACGUCGUUCUAGUCGGUGGUUCUACCCGUAUUCCCAAGGUCCAGGCUCUUCUCGAGGAGUUCUUCAAUGGCAAGCCGGCUAGCAAGGGUAUUAACCCCGACGAGGCCGUUGCUUUCGGUGCUGCUGUUCAAGCUGGUGUUCUCUCUGGUGAUGAAGGCGCUACCGAAGUCGUCCUCAUGGAUGUUAACCCGUUGACUCUUGGUAUCGAAACCACCGGUGGCGUUAUGACUAAGCUGAUUCCCCGCAACACGCCCAUCCCAACCCGCAAGAGUCAGAUCUUCUCUACCGCUGCCGACAACCAGCCCGUCGUCUUGAUCCAGGUUUUCGAGGGUGAACGAUCCAUGACUAAGGACAACAACUUGCUCGGAAAGUUCGAGCUUACCAACAUUCCUCCCGCACCUCGUGGUGUUCCUCAGAUUGAGGUUUCCUUCGAGUUGGACGCCAACGGUAUUCUCAAGGUGUCUGCCCACGACAAGGGCACUGGCAACAAGGAGUCUGUCACCAUCACAAACGAUAAGGGCAGACUUAGCCAGGAGGAAAUCGAACGUAUGGUCGCCGAGGCUGAGAAAUUUGCCGAGGAAGACAAGGCUACUCGUGAGCGUAUUGAAGCUCGAAAUGGCCUGGAGAACUAUGCCUUCAACCUAAAGAACCAAGUUAACGACGAGGAUGGUCUUGGUGGCAAGAUUGAUGAGGAAGACAAGGAAACUAUCCUUGAUGCCGUGAAGGAGACCACGGAUUGGCUCGACGAGAACGCCGCUACGGCGGCCGCCGAGGACUUCGAGGAGCAGAAGGAGAAGCUCUCGAACGUCGCUUACCCAAUUACGUCUAAGUUGUACGGCGGUGCCGGUGGUGCCGCAGAUGACGACGAACCGUCGACGGACCAUGAUGAAUUGUAAUUUUUUUCUUCAUAGAUCUGUUUUUUUCAAGUAGCAUACCCAAAGGCGCAACAAACGAAAUAAAUUUACGUUAAAUGAUUAAUUCUUGUAGGCUAGAAUUGCAAAUGACAGGUUGAUGGGAUUAUGUCUGCCAGUCGAGAUGGUCGUCUGUUGAUAGACUAAUGAGAUUAGUUUGAAUGUUGAAGAUGCGAGAAUGAUAUGAUAUGAAUGCGUUGAUUUGAUUGAGUGGUAGGUAUUGUGUUUGUUGGUCUGGCGUGAGAGGGUAAUGCUCGUUGUCGUGAUGGUGGUGUUGUGUUUUGAUCCUCGCCGUCUCCGGUACCUAUGCUAUU